GUGGUGGUCAGAAUACUGGCUGCACUACACUGUCUGAGGAAUUCAAAGGAAGCGACUUGUCUACAGAAACAGGAAAACAAUCGUACUGCCAAUAGUGCAGAAGCAGACUGAGUUAGACCGACAAAUCUCUUCCAUUUCGGAAAACAAUGAUAAAGAUUUAGCUGUUGAGCUAUACUGUGAGGAAAUAAAUGAUCCUCCAUCAGUACCAAGUUCUAGCUGCAGGAAUGACUUUCAGCAGAUGCUUACAGGAGUUACUUGUUGUCACGUCAAGACAAUACUGUUUAAUAUCGACUGUGAGUUAGUGUCUCAGCAUUUGGACUCGCCUGCUGGUGAAACUGAGAGCAAACAGUGAUUACAUGCAGACAGGAGGAAACUCAGCAAGAGUUGACAGACAUGGACAGCUCAGAGCCAGACAACCUGAAACUAGAGGAACAAAAGUCCAGCCAGACUCCUGAAGACAUGAAGGAUGAAAGCAAAGGUCAGUCUAUUGUUGGUAUUUUUUAAAGAAAGUAAUGAUGCUUAAUGUGAAAUGUACAUCAGAGUGUGAGUCAAACAGUGAUGAUGAAACAGGGAGAACACACUUAGAUCUUGAUAAUAUGAUCAACCAUUCAAACACAGAGGACAUGGUGAACCCCCUCGACGUAAUCACUGCUCUCUUUCUGUGUUCUGAUGGUUUUCUACAGCAGGAAAUGGCACUAAAAAUGUCCAUGUGUCAGUUCUCUGUCCCUCUGCUGCUUUCUAAAUGUGACACAGGACAGUGCACACUCAUGCUGUGGGCCAUGAGAGACAUUGUUAAAAAGUACAGACCUCAGUCUCUUUCACAGUCAAAGAGCUUCAUUGAAGAAAGAAUCGUUCUCUCUGAACUUCCAAUGGUCUCUUUUGUCAGACUGGGUGAGUGCUCCUUGUCCAAGUCAGAGAUUCUCAAUAAGGUUCUGAGCAAUGAUCAGCAGUACCAUGACACCUUUGUUCACCACAACAUGGAGUGUGGUGACAGUCCAAGAAGAAUUUCUAAUGGCCUGACUGAAAUUACUUGGUAUCUUCCUGGUGGAAACACAAACAUUGAUAUUUUCAGUCAGCCAGUGGCUGUAGCUAACCUUCGUGGAGACAUUGCUUCAUUUGAAACACAAUACUCCUUUUUGUGUCAGACAUCUGCAGCAGUUUUUGUCUUCUUUGAUCAUUUGGAUUCUGAGUCUGAAUCUGUGAUCAAUCUGCUUAAAAGCCAGAACAAAAAAUCACAGAUCUUCUUGGUCGGUAACUGUGAGAGCAAGCGCUUCAAUUUGGAUACUGUGAAAAAUCUGGCAACCAAGUUGGGCUUCAGCAAUAAUAACAUUAUUUUUAAGACAAAGCAGAAAAAUGAAGCAUACUUUGUAAAAGAUUUGAGGAAAACUGUCAGAAAUGUGGUUGAGAAAGCAGAGCUGAAGAUGAAAAUAGAGGAGAUGGUGGAUAUUGCUCAUCAACUGAGAAUCGUGGUUGAUGAAGACGCUCCAGAGUGCCAGACUGCAAAGAAAAAUGCAAAAACCAUCACUGCAAAAAUUCAAGACAUCCAUAAAUAUAAACAAAAUGAGCUUCCCAGACAAGGCCAAAUUUGGGAAACACUGACCUCGUUACAGAAGGAAGACUUUCGACUUCAAAAUGUUGGGUCUAAAAAUGUAGAAAAUUACAGAAGUGAUCUUCAGAAACAGAAAGAAGAACUGCGGAAAAAGCAGAACUCUUAUGAGAUGUCAACAGCUAUGACAAACUUCAUCACAGGGAUAUCAAGGUCAGGAACAGAAAGGUUUUAUUUUCUGAAAUGGAUGCGAAUGAACCUCGAUAAUGUGUCUCAUAUGAAACUGUGUGAACUCAGGGAGAAAUAUAAAGAAAAAUGCAAGAACUCUGAGAACAAAGAGGAGAUCAAAGAAAUUGACAGACAAAUUUCCAGCAGCUCACUGGGGACUGAACACUUCUUCCGUGAAAUGGGUCAGAUCUAUGAAGCUUCACUGUCUCUUCCAGAAACAGACCCAUCACGUCAACAAUUUCAGCAUCUGCCCAAAUGGUGUGCAGAGUUGUUGCUUGAUGGAUUUCCUCUUGAGCUUGUAGAUGGAGAUGCAUCCAACAUCCCUCUCAGAUGGGUGAGUGAUGUUCUCUCUCAGCUCAGUGACUUGGUGUCUCCAAACAGAAAGAUACGAGUAGUCACAGUUCUUGGAGUUCAGAGCACAGGAAAGUCCACUCUCCUUAACACCAUGUUUGGAGUGCAGUUUGCAGUCAGCAGUGGUCGAUGUACUCGAGGUGCCUUUAUGUUGCUCAUCAAAAUCAAUGAAGACGUGAAAAACGUCCUAAACUGUGACUUUAUGGUGAUCAUUGACACUGAGGGCUUAAAGUCACCAGAACUUGCACAACUGGACAACAGCUAUGAGCACGACAAUGAGCUUGCAACACUUGUUGUGGGGCUGAGUGAUGUCACGAUUGACAACAUUGCAAUGGAGAAUUCAACAGAAAUGAAGGACAUCCUACAAAUAGUUGUGCAUGCUUUUCUCAGGAUGAAGGAGGUGGGCAAAAAGCCUAAAUGUCAGUUUGUUCACCAGAAUGUGUCGGAUGUUUCAGCCCAUGACAAGAACUUACGAGACAGGAAACUGCUCCUGGAUCAGUUAAAUGAGAUGACUCAGGCAGCAGCUAAAAUGGAAAAGAAAGAGGGGAACAAGAGCUUCACUGAUGUGAUGGAGUACAGUCCAGACACUGGGAACUGGUACAUUCCUGGACUGUGGAAUGGAAACCCACCAAUGGCACCAGUUAAUGCAGGAUACAGUGAGGCUGUAUAUGAGCUCAAGAAAAACAUCAUCCAAUUUCUGGGAAACUGUGAGUCAUCUGCUAAUGAUGUCAUAGAGUUUAAAGAGUGGGUGAAAAGCCUGUGGAAUGCAGUAAAGCAUGAAAACUUCAUCUUCUGCUUCAGAAACAGCCUCGUAGCUGAUGCAUACAUGAAGCUCUGCACAGAGUUCAAUAAAUGGGAGUGGGAAUUCAGAAAAGAAAUGUACACCUGGGUAACAAAUGCAGAAACAAAAAUUUACAAUUUUGGUUUCUACAUUCUGCAGCAGCAGAAAUUAGACAGGGGAUGACAGAAAUUGAUAAAAUCAAAAACAAUUGAGAUUGAAAAAGCAGUCCGUCAAUUAAUUGAUAAAUGUCAAAAGAAAAACAUCCAAAUGACAGAUGCAGAGUUGGACAAAGAGUCUGAGAAGAUGUGGAGUGAAACUUUACAAAAACUGUCUUUCUCUAAACAAAAAACCUCAAAUGUCACCAACAGGGUAUCCUACUAUCUGAGAGAUA
Messenger RNA from Oreochromis niloticus (Nile tilapia), 3297 nucleotides. Its product is annotated as up-regulator of cell proliferation-like. Gene Ontology annotation, molecular function: GTP binding. The record is from RefSeq and is a predicted model, not a curated record. Lineage: Eukaryota; Metazoa; Chordata; Actinopteri; Cichliformes; Cichlidae. The transcript is spliced from 3 exons. The coding region runs from base 513 to 3089 and encodes 858 amino acids.